This is a messenger RNA of Drosophila subobscura, 979 nucleotides long. Its product is annotated as FAS-associated factor 1-like. The record is from RefSeq and is a predicted model, not a curated record. The transcript has 5 exons. Lineage: Eukaryota; Metazoa; Arthropoda; Insecta; Diptera; Drosophilidae. Bases 128 to 958 code for a protein of 276 amino acids.
AAAAAAUUGUUACACUUUUCAAGAAUUUCUACAUUCUGGGCAUUUUCUGCAUUGGACUCGCUACGAGGUAGCCUUGUGUUUUCUUUCACAGUUGAAGAACAGAAUUUUGUAGUGGAGUAAAAUAAACAUGGAGACACCUAAUCAGAGCUUGAUAUCUUCUGGAGAAUUAAACACGGCUGAAAAUAACAACAACGAAACACCCAUGGAGAUAGACCAGGCUAACAACUGCAAGACAUCCGCUGAGGUACCACCCACACCUGAACAGAGCCUGAGCGAAGAGCUUCAGAAGAUGAACACUUCCACUGAAGAGAAUAUAACCAAGAAGAAAACCACCGUGACCGAGGUUCGGCGUACAAAUCAACAAUCUGAGACGUUGAUCAACGAUUCGAAUGUCUCUUUGAGUGACACGCUCUUGAGCUCUGCUUAUAGGCGUCGCUGUCUAAUUGAAGGCCAUGCACAAAAUGAGAUGGCUGCCAUCAAGCAGUUUAAAACGAACUACAAUCUUAAGUUUGGGCAACCCUAUCCCAACUUCUAUAUGGGUAAACUGAAGAAUGCACUGAAUGAGAUCAAAAUGCAGCCAUUUUUGCAGAGAAAGGUGCUGGCCCUGUUCUUGUACAAUGGGAAGAGUAUUCGGUCCAAUAUCUUCUGCAGCCAAGUGAUGAGAGACGACUGCAUCUUGAAGAUAUUCAGCAAGUACUUUCUGCUCUAUGGCUGGGACGUAACACAGCGAGGCCAUGCAAAAGAGAUGUACGAUCGCUUGUUCAAAGUGCAACGCAGGGCAGCCAAAAUGUUGCGGAAGAUCAAGCUGGACGACUUCCCUGCCUUCAUGUUAAUUUGUGUAGAACGCUCUGCUGGCUUUCGCCAUCGCCCGAAAGUUAUAAACGGCACUAACGAAUCGAUCGCGUUUGAGAUCGAGCUUAUGAAGUGUGUUCAAGCCUUUCGAAAAGUCACGGAAUAGCCUUCUAAAUUUAACAAUAAA